UAGCAACAAUAGGGUUUGGCAGUGUAUUCAAUCAGUCUAUGAUUACGACUUGUGGAGCGUCCAGAGUGGCGCGAGUUUUUUUCUAAAAUGGUAUCGCUCAUUUGCUUUCAAUGGCUGGUUUUCCAUACAUUAGUGGUGACAAUAUUUGCGGGAUUGCCAGGAUAUGAUUCGAAAAUCGAAGCAGAUGAUUUAACAACAAAAAUGCGUGCCAUCAGUAAAGAUCUUGAUCAACAGCUUCAGAGUAUUAUGGCUUCACAAGCCGUAAAUUUUACAUCCGUGAAUACAACGGGGCUGUCUUACAACGCCACCACGAAGUUUAAUCCGAAAGGCAUGGGACAGCUAUAUAAUGUCACUAACAUGUUUAUAAAUAUUAUUCAGUCAAAACAGGCUUAUCCAGAAGGACUGAUUACAGCAAAAAAUGGAUGGUUGGAGUUUGCCGACCCAAUAAAACAGUGGAAAAUACUAGUAACUCAUUAUGGUGGGCUUGGUGGACUCGCUGUUAUCGGCAUAAUCUUUGCUGCCAUUAUUCCUUUUAUUGGUUUAUUCUUUUGUUGUUGCCGAUGUGCUGGUCAUUGUGGAGCCAGAAGUCAACCAUUUGACAAAAAACACGAUCAUUGCCGAAAAAUAAUGCUCAACAUUCUUAUGAUUGGAGUGUCCACGAUUAUACUAUUCGGUGUUGUUUGUGCUUUUGUGACAAAUGAACAAAUGCAAGAGGGCACUGAAAAUUUACCUAGUAGAGCCAAAACUAAUCUCAAAGAUGUCGAGCUUUAUCUUACCACAACUAAAAAACAAAUUAGCACUCUGCUUACAACAAAUUAUAAUGAACUUAAAAUCACGCUCAAUAAUAUUCUUCAAGCAAGUGGAAAAAUUGUUACUGAGGAACUUGCAGCGUAUUCUCACGCUGUAUCACUGACUAAUUUAAAUGACAUUGUUUCUGGCUUAGAUGCUAUUAGACAAGAUCUUCGGAUGAUAGAUAAACUGACCCGAGACUUAAGAACUAAUGCAAGCCAAUUAGAUAUAGUCGUUCGAGGUGUUAAAAAAAGUUUGUUAGACACAUUAACAGCAUGUAAAAAUCAUGAAUGUCAGCAAGUAUUACACGAUUAUAGAAUUAAUCAGAUGUCGAUACAGGUGGACUUUGACAAAUAUAUGGACCAAUAUUUUCCAAAGCUACCUGAUGUAUCCUUAGCACUACGUAAUAUAACAUCACUCAUGGAAGGAAAUAUUGUAUCAGAAGUUAGUGCAGGCAGAGAAUCUUUUUUGAAGAUUCAAAGAGAUAUCCAACAGGCUGUGAACGAAACGAUACCUGUUGUUAGUGCAAGUAUUGAAAAUGCCGGACACUCAUUGGCUAAUGCGUCUAAUAGCAUCACUUCUCUUAUUGAUAAGAUCAAUAAGGAUAUUAACAAAGUAUAUAUUCCUUAUUUAAAAAUUGCUCAAGAUAAAAUUGAAGGAUACUCAAUUUACAGGUAUUACCUUGGUCUUGGAGUUUCUAGUGUAUUAUUAACAAUACUUACUUUUUUGACAUUUGGAUUAUUAUGUGGUAUUUGUGGCAAGCGUCCUGAUGGUUUUGGAGAUGAUUGUUGCAACAAAGGAACUGGUGCGCGCUUUCUUAUGAUGGCAGUAUGGAUAAUAUUUCUAUUGACGAGUGUUUUAAUAGUCAUAACUUCAGCUCACAUGAUUAUGGGAGUUAUGACUCAUCGUGCAAUUUGUGAGCCUUUACAAAACCCUAAUGAAAAUCGUAUGUUUGGAUUAAUUGAUGAGAUAGUUCAAGUUAAGCAGUUACUUUAUCCGAAUAAUUUAGAGGCAGAUAUUAAUAUAACCUGGAUUGUAACUAAGUGUCACGCGAAUGAAACAUUAUAUAAGGUUUUGAAAUUAGAAUAUUUAAUGGAUUUAGAUUCACUUAAAAAUUUUGUGGAGCGUUAUGCAAUUAGUAGUACAAUUGAUCAAUUACGGGAAAUGAUAAAUCUUUCUCCGGGAAUUGUGAUACUUACAGAGAGUGCUACAUCAAAGUUAAAUGACUUAGCUCAAAGUGGCUUGAGUGACAUAAAAUUUUAUCAGUAUGCAGAACGUUUAAAAGGUAAUAUAACAAAUGUUAAUUUAGAGCACCUUGCAAAUGAAUUACGACGAAUCGCCACUGCAUUGCCAAAUAGUCAAGCGAAUAUCAGCGACAGCCUCCUAAAAAAUGCUCAUGAUUUAGAACAUUAUCAUAAAGAUUUAAUCUUACCCAUGACAUUGUUAAGUGAACAACUUAGUACAAGUGCUCUCACACUUCAAGAACAUAUCAAAUUCAAUCAUGGUUCUAUGUCAGAAGCAAUUCAUAGUUUAGUAAAUGAAGUAAUGGUAGCUCAACAAUUUCUGAACAAAGAUGGUCCAAAAUAUGUACAAAUUCUUGCUACGAAGUUUGGAGAUGCAUUCCUUCAUCAAGUGAAUGAUUUUUUGGAACACUUGAUAAAAACUGCACGUGAUACGAUAGGUCGAUGUAGUCCUGUUUCUUAUGCUUAUAAUGCUACAAUUGUAGCUGGGUGUAAUGAAAUUCUUGAUCCAUUUAAUGGAUUUUGGAUUAGUGUAGGUUGGUGUCUUAUUUUAUUUCUGCCAACCAUAGUCUUAUGUGUUAAAUUAAGUGCAUUAUAUCAGAAGUCAGAUCCUUACCCAGGACCUCUCGUUGAGUCUGUACAUGACAAAAAUCAUGAAUGCCAUAGUAGAAGUUCUAAUAUGUAUGUCGAGAGUUAUGAUAGUCCUUCAGCAGGAGUGUACACUGGACCAGCAAGAGCUAUUGAAGCUCAUCAAAGAAGCUCUCACUAUAACUCACGAUACUCCGAUCAAUCAUCUAAGAAUUUUUCGAAUAGCGGACCACCUAGAUAUCAAGUGACUCCAGGAGCUCCACCUCUAAGACCGGAAUACGAAAGACCACCCCCUUAUUAUUUUCCAGGAUCUGGAAAUCGAAAUUAAAUUAUGUUCCGUCACAUGUACUGAAGUUACCUUCAACAACGUUACUGUUAACAACUGAACUCGCAGUUAUAAGAAAUCAUUAAAAAAAUAAGGAAUAUAUUAAUGAAGUAAAAUAUUCAACUGUUAACUCUAUUCUACAAGCGUGUCACGACUAUCGAAAAUAUUCAGAAGCCUAUGUGAUGAACUCAGAUAAUAAUUAUGAACAUAGAAACUAAAAAAGAAAAAAAAACGAUUUUUUUAGAGUAUUUUUUAUCUAAAGUUAUGAAUUUAAAAAAAAUGGCUUUAUAUUUUCUGUUGAACUUCAGAAUUUUUUAAUACUUUCAUGAUCAAAAAUGAAUUAUCAGUUAUUAUAUUGAACAUGUUUCACUUUAUACAAUAAUGAACAAUUGGAUUGAUCAAAACUAAUUCCCUAAUAUGAUGGUCUAUAGUAGUCUCAAUUAAAAAGUAUACCUCAGGUAUCAUCGGCAUUUCAUCCCCAUACUAAUGAAAUAGGAUUUUGUUGAUAGUCGAGCACAUAUACUUCGAAUAAUUUCUGUAAAAGGGGGUGAAAAUUCGAGGUGCACUCUUUAAUUGGGACAACUAUUAAGUAUUUUCUAGACUAACCCUACAGCGGUAAACUCCAAAAACCAUUACUUUUUGCUCUUGUAUCAUCUAACUGAAUUUAUGUAUGAAAUAAAAUAUAAUAGCUAUAAUAUAAUAAUUAUCGAAAGAUGAUAGCCUGUAAAAAAAACAUUUUCCAUACGUCCACGAAAUUGAAUCGAAACAAUUUUGAAAACCUGUGAAUCGUAUUUGGCCGAUUGUAAGAAAACUAAUACUUUUAAAUUAUCACUGUAAUGCGUAUACAUGUAUAACAACAGCAACAUUAAAAAAGGGCUCGACAUUUUUUGAGGCUUAACGCAUACAUAACAUACAUUUAUUUUUAAAGUAGUAUAUGUAUGGGCACCUGGCCAAUAUCAAUUGAUACGAAACGAGUUAGCUUAGAUUUUUAGAUAAGAAUUAUAAGGUGCUUUCCGAAAAUUUAUAAAUAGUCAGUGAUAAAAAAAUUACUUUUUUUUUUUAAUUAUUUCUAGAAAACGAUAAGACUUACAUCGUUAAUGUCCACGGACAAAUAGGAUCAAUUUUUAGUUUAUCAAACUUAUGCCAAUUAAUGAUAAUUAAUAGAACAUUAGCUAUCAAAAAUUGAACUUUAAAUAAAACUUUAUAUACAAAUGAGGUUGAGGCUUGAAAAAAAUGGUAUUCUGCAAAACUUUUUACUUAUAAAGAUUGCGAUAAAACAAACAUUUUCACACCGAAGCCGACUCGUUAUUUUAAAAAAUCUAUUUUUUACAAGCAAAAAUUUUUUUAUUUUUUUUUUAAAUUUAUAUAUCCGUAAAUAUACAUGCUAUGGUACACAGUGAUGUGUCAAGUUGCUCCGAAAAUUUCAAAUUUUGAUUUAUAUAUUUCAUACUAUUUUUUUUAAUAACUUGAAAAAGUUACAGAAAAUAAAAAAAACUAGCAAUUUCGUCUCCGUGCGCUCUUGAGAGUGUGCUCACCCAGUUCAUAUGACUUCGUCGUUACUCUUAUCGUAGAAUAUAAAAUUGAAGAGUGACUAAUAAACAGAGUCAUAUAUCAAUAUCAACACAUCGAGUGAGCCCCCCCUCUCUCCCAUGCAGCAUUCACGAGUGUUAAGAGCGCGCGGAGAUAACAUCCGGAGACACAGCAGUGACAUUCAACAUUGAUCACAAAUUGCAUAAAUAUAAUAUUUCUACAAAAAAAGGCUAAAAUCAUAAAAACUUUAAGUAACGGGAGUUUCUCAUAAUUAAAAAAAAUAAAAUUUCUUUGGGCGCAAUUGAGGGGUAACUGAAUGUUUCAAUGACGUCGAUGCAGCGGAUGUCUUACAGCAAUAGUCCGUGCUCACAGUUUCCGCACCCCUGGCGAAUCUAAUUCGCGGUAAAGUCAUGGUGAUUCACGGUAAAAUCACUGGACUUUUACCGUAAAUCACAGCAAUUUUACUGUGAAUCACUAUACCCGUGAAAAAUGAAUCAUACGUGGCCAUAUAUGAAUGCUCCAUAUAUGGCCAUGUAUAGAAAUUGGCCAGGCAUAGUCAUAUAUGCCCAUACAUAGCUUGAUACGGUCAUAUAUGACUUGAUAUAUCGACUACGUACAGAAAUUUCUGUAUUUUUGAACAAUUCGACUCCCAAACAAAUAGAACAAUUUCGAUUCCGACUCUUGAACAACGCGAUUUACGACUUUUAAGAACAAUCCGAGUUUGAUCAACGAACAAUCAAUCGCGAGAAAUAAUUUCGACCGCCUUCGUGAACAAGUGAACAAGCCGAAGCCUCGGCGCGAAAAUAGAACAAAAAGUACGAACGAGCUUCGAUAAAUAAGUGAAGUGCGUUUGUGCAAUAUUAAUUAAAUAAUUAAUUACGCGUAAUAACUGUAUGAUAGUGCAAUUUAACGCGUUACCGAAAUAAAAUAUUAUUUCUAUUUUAUUUUAUUUUACUCGACAUUUUCUGAGAAUUGCGGAUUAUCUCUUUCUCAUUCGUUGUGGCAGUCGAUCUUGCUGUGUAAAAUACUCUGACGUCACCAGUCGAGUAUUUCGUUAGAACCGACUGUUUUUUUUAUUUUGAGUGAAAACUGACUUUACCUUUCGAUCAAGUACGAUUAAUUUCUUUGAUAAUUUUGUUUAUAUCGAGUCAAGCCGAAACCGGCAAAUUAUAUUUUAUUUUGUAACCGAUAAUUUUUAUUUGUAACUCCGAUCACUUUAUUUUCUGUGUUCAAUAUAUGACGAUUUAAUUUUUUUGUAA
Molecule: messenger RNA, 5732 nt
Organism: Microplitis mediator
Lineage: Eukaryota; Metazoa; Arthropoda; Insecta; Hymenoptera; Braconidae
Product: prominin-like protein
Exons: 12
Coding region: 88-2946 (952 amino acids)
Cellular component (GO): membrane
Source: RefSeq, a predicted model, not a curated record